This is a messenger RNA of Lodderomyces beijingensis, 1107 nucleotides long. NCBI's taxonomy places the organism in Eukaryota, Fungi, Ascomycota, Pichiomycetes, Serinales, Debaryomycetaceae. The record is from the annotation of a GenBank genome assembly.
AUGUCACAGGUAUUCACGUCGUCCACAAUACCGCUAACGUUUGAACCGCAUGAAAAGCACCCACGUUUCCCGCAUUACAAGCUGAAACCAUCGCCGAGUCGUGAUGGUGGUGGAGAUGAACAGGAGGACAUAGGAGACAGAGCGCCCAUAUGGCAAUGCAUGAUUGCCGGCGGUUUUGGCGGAGUUGUUGGCGACAGCGCCAUGCAUUCAUUGGACACGGUCAAGACGAGGCAACAGGGUUUCCCCCACAGCGCCAAGUACAAGAACAUGCUCCGAGCGUACGCCACGAUUUUCAAAGAAGAAGGCUUUUUGCGUGGGUUGUACGGAGGCUAUGCGCCGGCGGCGUUGGGGUCGUUUCCCUCCACGGCGGCCUUUUUCGGCACUUAUGAAUACUCCAAGCGGAAAAUGAUCUUUGAGUGGCACAUGCCCGAGACCUUGUCGUAUUUGAUAGCGGGGACGUUGGGCGAUUUGGCCUCGAGCGUGUUUUACGUGCCGUCGGAGGUGCUAAAAACCAGGCUCCAGUUACAAGGAAGAUACAAUAACCCGUAUACACGAGAAUGCGGCUACAAUUACCGGGGAUUGUGGCAUGCUAUUGGCAGCAUAUAUAGAACAGAUGGACUCAAGACGUUUGUGUUUGGGUACAAGGAGACCCUUUUCCGAGAUUUACCAUUUAGUGCGUUGCAAUUGUCAUUUUAUGAAAAAUUCCGCCAGCUCGCCAUAUACUAUAAUGGCAACUCGUCCGAUUUGCCUGUGGGCGCUGAAUUGGCAACAGGCGCAGCAGCAGGUGGGUUAGCAGGGGUGCUAACGACCCCCUUGGACGUUAUCAAGACCCGCAUCCAGACUGCAACCAACACCUCGGACUUGGGAAGCUCGAUUUCGAAAAAGCACAUCCAAAACCCAAUCAUGAGAUAUUUCAGCAACAAUGCCACCUUGAGGGCAUUGUAUUCUAUUUAUAAACACGAGGGAGUCCUAGGCGCAUUCUCCGGGGUAGGACCGCGAUUCAUUUGGACAGGAAUCCAAAGUUCCAUCAUGUUGUUGUUGUACCAGAUGUCAUUAAAGCAAUUGGGAUACUACUUUGGACAGGACGAUACAACUUUGCAAGCAUAG